Boleophthalmus pectinirostris (great blue-spotted mudskipper) is the source of this 5091-nucleotide messenger RNA. RefSeq names its product myotubularin related protein 11 (gene mtmr11). The record is from RefSeq and is a predicted model, not a curated record. Bases 401 to 2863 code for a protein of 820 amino acids. The transcript has 17 exons. Lineage: Eukaryota; Metazoa; Chordata; Actinopteri; Gobiiformes; Gobiidae.
CGGUUGCAUGGUGUCCGGCUGCACGGUGUCCGGCUCUACGGUCUUAAGACACACGCACGGACAGAUCGAGUCUUUGGCACGUAAUGCGCAUGCGGCUCCUUUAAGAAGCUGCUGUGCGCUGCCCCCGCUACUCCGCGACACAAAAGCAGAGAGAGCAGCGGGCUGGUGGACAUUGUGGACACUGUGGACACUGGUGAGGACAAGCUUCCGACAGAGAUAUGAACGUGCAGGACUGUAGCGGGCUGCGGCGGUUCUAUGUGCGGCCCCGGGCUCUGCCAUAGCCCGCUGCGCUGCUAACGGCUUCUCUCGCGCAUUCGGACUCGAGGAAAACGGAAGACAUCCACACACAGUACAAGCAGCAGUAUUAUCCACGCACUGGUGUCCAGACGUGCCGUUCAACAUGCUGAGCGGGUCUAAAAGCACGUUUAAAGUGCGCCAGAUGGAGCCGGACAUCAAGGAGAGGAUGUUGAGUCAAAGCGGAGGUAGUGCCAGAAGCAGAGAUGUACUGGGCUUGCGCUGUCUGCCAGGCGAGUGUGUCCUCCAGAGGGUCCUGAUGGUGAGGAAGAAGCUGACAUCCAGAGAGGGGCGGGGCUGGCUCUCUGGGACCCUGUUCUGCACUCACUUCAGGGUGGCCUUUGUGCCCCAGGACGCCGCCGCCCCCCCAGACAAUGCAGACCCGGUGCUACUGGGGGACCAUGAUGUGGCUUUGGCCUCCAUAGAGAAGGUGGUUGUGGUGGGGCCGAACCGGACCAAGCUGGUGACCCCCACGUCCUCCCUGAAGUUCACCCCAGAGGAGCUCCUGCUGUACUGCCGAGACAUGCGCGUGGUGUGUUUGUUGUUUGACCGGCUCACCCCCGACUCCCAGGUCCUGCAGAUGACCUACACCAUCGCAAAGACCUACCAGCCCCUGAAGCCUGGGUCAGUCCUGUCCUUCCAGAACACAGCGCUCGGCAGUGUGGAGAUGAAGCAGUUCCUGAGUAAUCGCAGCAGGGACCCUCACAUGAACUGGUUUGAGUGUGCUCAGGACUGGGAGCAUGAGCUGGAGCGCUGUGGAGCUGUGGGCUGGAGGGUCAGUGCAGUCAACGAACGCUUUGAGAUGGCCACCAGUCUGCCUCGUUUUGUGGUCGUGCCACAGAGGGUCCUGGACACAGAGUUGAAGAAGAGCUUCGCUCACUUCAGUGAGGGCCGUAUCCCGCGUUGGAGCUGGAGACACCCACGAGGCGCUGACCUUCUGCGAAUGUCCAGCUUCCAAAACAACAUCUACCACGAGAAGGAUGACAUACGGAACCUGGAGCUGAUCCUGUUUGGGGGCCACUCGUCCCUGUGUGUGGUGGUGGAGCUGGGGGAGGAGCUUCCCUCGCCGCUGGACAUCCAGCUGGCACACAGCCGUCUGCGGGCGCUGUGCCUAGGAGAUGUGUCCAGCUCAGUGUCGGUGCCUGAUGAUAAAUGGCUGUCCACUCUGGAGAGCACCCACUGGCUUCACUACACCAGGUUGUGUCUGAGGAAAGCGUCUGAGGUGUGCUGUCUGCUGCGGAGCGGGCACCUGACUGUGGCUCUGCAGGAGGUGGAGGACAGGGACAUGGGCUGCCUGGUCUCCUCCCUGGUGCAGCUCAUGUGUGACCCUCACAGCCGCUCUCAAAAGGGCUUCCAGGGCCUGAUGCAGAAGGAGUGGGUGAGCGGGGGCCACCGCUUCUGCAGCCGACUCAACUACCACCGGGACAGUGACAAGGAUGAGUCUCCGGUGUUCUUGCUCUUCCUGGACUGUGUGUGGCAGCUGUGGGCACAGUUCCCGUCUCACUUCCAGCUCACAGAGGACUUCCUGCUGGCGCUCCAUGACAGUGUGCACUUGCCUCUCUUCUCCACCUUCCUGUCCAACUCCCAGAGAGAGCGGCUCAAGAGGACUCAGCACGUUGGACAGUCGUACACCCGGGUAGAGGGCUGGAGGGACCUGACGUUUGACCCGGGGGACAGCUGUGACCCCCCACUGCCCCCCGUCUGGGACUGGGACCUUCAGUACAGUAAGGAGCGGCAGGCAGCGUUCACCCAGCCUGUGGCCUGCCCUGCUCCGGUCCAACCCCUGCUCAAUGGAAACCUCAACUCAGGCGCGGACACACUGCGGAUCACAGACACCAUCCCCGGUUCUGUAUUCCUCCUGUCUCGAGGCAGCUUCACCUGCCCGCCCCACCUGCCCCCUUGGCGCAGUGGUAAUGGCUCAGGUGUGUACCGGAAGAGCCAUAGGAGGGCGCUGUCCUCGGAGCAGGUGCCAGGGCUGGAGCGGCUGCUGAAGGCCUGGGCUCUGGCUGAAUUCCCACACAGUCUCAACACACACUUGGGGCCCCAGGGGCCCUUGGACCCCUAUGAACCACUGCUGCCGCUGCUGAUGGGCCCCUGCAUGGGCCUGUGGAGGCAGUGUUACCUGAGGGGGGCCAUUCAUGCACAGGCCUUCUCCCACCCCCUGGUGCCCCCCCAGCCUCACCCGGUGGAGCGGCUGGCCCGGGAGGUGCAGCAGCUAAGGACCAGGCUGGCUCAGGUCUCCGUCCCCAAAGAACCCACCUCCCCAGAGACCCCCAUUGGCACAGGGCAUAGGCGCAACCUUAACCACAAUGCCAACAACAGCACCUUCCUGUUCCCCGCCUCCCCCAAUCAGCACACACCCAGGACGACACCCCAUACAGCCUCCACCAAUCAGCAGAGCUCCAGCAGCGAGCAGACCCCUGGAGCGCCGCCCUCCUGCCACCCACAGAGGAGCAGCAGUCAUAGGCACACCUUCCUGUUCAGAGCCCCCUCCCCUGCACAGACCCGGGUCAAAGAGCACCCAAGAGCCCCCCAAACCAAGAGCAAGGCCCCCCACACGGCCUCCUGAUAGUACAGGGGCCGCUCUCUCCAGGGCCUCUGCUCUGUGUCUCAGUAUUAGCUGCUUUAUAUGCUCGGACUGUUGCUUAUUGUUGACGAGCACGUGUCUGGAUGAAAGAUCCAGGUCGACAAGGACUUUACACCUGACACUUAACAGACAUAUACUUCCUUAUCUCUUUAUCUUUCAAUCUGAACAACACAGAUCUAGGUGCCACAGUGAACAAUCACAUGGAAGAUGUUUAAGCCAGAUGCCCUUCCUAGUGCAAUGAGUGACUGGAUUGGCCCUGGUGGGACAGGGGGUUGUCCAACCCUUGGACUCAAAAACACUAUAAUCUGAAAUGCCUUCCUUUUGAUAAGAGGGCGAAUACUUACAGACUGUGCCACUUUUGCCCUGAUCCCUGCGUUUUCACAUUAGAUUCCAGACUAAACUCUAUAAUGCUGAGUUUGAUAAACAGCUGUAAAAUCACUCACUGGUGUCUGCUUUGCAGAGGUAGGUAGUAAAGCCAACAGUAUACAGUACUGUGUCACUGUUACUUUCAAGUAGUAGUACAAGUACAAGAAGUCACCCGGUGAUUCCCCAAGCAAAGUCAGCAAUUUUAUUUCUUUCUGGGUUUUCAUCAGGUUGUGGAUAUGAGUUUUUAAACUAUUAUCGUUAUUAUAAUUUAAACUGUUGUUGUAAAAUGCGUGGUCUAUCCUGUGCAGUGUUGGCCCCAUCACCCUCCUCUGCAGCCCCACGCUCCACUCACGUCUCUCAUCUUUACCAUGUCUUGAGCGAUGAUAAGAGUGCUGUGAGUAAAUGUGAUGUGCACUGAAUGUGUGUUUGUGUUUGGGUGUCAGACUCCAAAAAUACUGACAACUGAAUACUGAUCAAUUCUAAAAUUAGUAUGGAAACUAGAUAGUCAUUUUUGCAAGUAUUGAUACUAAAAAGUCCCAUUGGCAGGACAGAGCAGAACCUUUCCUGAAAGUCUUUAGAAUGAUGUUGAGUUGUAUCAGAACAAGUAUAUGAGUACAUAGACUAGUACACACACAUGGACCAACAUGAACCUACUGCACCACUGACCAUUACACACAUAUAACACACAUGGGAAUAGGAAAGAAAAUUCUACCAUUUAAUGAUGAAAAUCACAUUCUAUUGUCUAAAGAAAGACAUUUUUUUAUUAUAGCCUUGUGUGUGCAUGUGUGUGCAUGUGUGUUUGUUUGUAUCUGUGUGUGUGUGUGUGUGUGCAUGUGUGUGUGCAUGUGUGUGUGAGUGUGUGUGUUUGUGCAUAUUUGUUUGUAUCUGUGUGUGUGUGCAUGUGUGUGUUUGUUUGUAUCUGUGUGUGUGCAUGUGUGUGUGAGUGUGUGUGUUUGUGCAUGUUUGUUUGUAUCUGUGUGUGUGUGUGUGUGUGUGUGUGGUGUUGCAUGUGUGUUUGUGGAUGUGUGUGUGUGUGUGUGUGCGUGUGUGUGUGUAUGAGUGUGUCUGUGUGUGUGUCUGUGAGUGUGUGUAUGAAUGUGCAGGUGUGUGUGUUUGUGAGUGUGUGUGCAUGCUUGUGUGCAUGUUUGUAUGCGAAUGUGUGUGUGUGUGUGUGAGUGCGUGUGUGUGUGCGUGUGCAUGUGUGCGUGUGUGUGUGCUCGUCUCCUCUGGGCUGCAGUAUUUGGGCCAAAGUACUAUUUCUGUGCUCCUCUAGAUUAAUUCCAGACAGAUCAUGUGCCGCUCCCUAAAACCAACACAGCAGGCUAUUCACCAGCGAGGUACUCUUUCAGUCAGGUACUCUUCCAUUGAGGUACUCUUCCAGUCAGGUACUCUUCCAUUGAGGUACUCUUCCAGUGACGUACUCCUCACAAAGAAUCAGGCUGGCAGUCUGGAGAAGAGCAUUAUUGGUGUUGUGGGCUUGAGGAUCAUAUUUGUGUGGGCAGUGCCUGUCGGCUCUUUCUACUCUCUGUAACACCAACGCUCGUGUUCUUCUGCAUCUGUCACUCUGUCCCCAAACGCAGCAGGAACGCACCACUGUCUCUUUGUACAGUAUACUGUAUAUUCUACAGUGCGGGUUCUUUCUCCCUUAAGCUUUUUGGAUUAAGAUAUGAAUAUUUUGUACUUUUUUAAGAUUGAGCUGUGUUUUCCUGACAGAUGGCCAGAAAAGCCAAUUAGAGUUCAAAGCAGAAGACACAUGUUGAUUUAUUCUGUACAGUCAUUUUAUAUUUGUCUGGUUGGAUCCUGUUUUAUUAUGAUCAUUACGAAAUAAAAAGUGAAUGAGGAAA